Saccostrea cuccullata (small rock oyster) is the source of this 1418-nucleotide messenger RNA. RefSeq lists its product as uncharacterized. Bases 332 to 1009 code for a protein of 225 amino acids. NCBI's taxonomy places the organism in Eukaryota, Metazoa, Mollusca, Bivalvia, Ostreida, Ostreidae. The record is from RefSeq and is a predicted model, not a curated record. The transcript is spliced from 3 exons. Gene Ontology annotation, biological process: small GTPase-mediated signal transduction. Gene Ontology annotation, molecular function: GTP binding; GTPase activity.
GAAGUUGAUAAGGAUGAGACGCGGGGGUUAUUUGAUGGAAAACUCGGGUCAUGUUCAAGUGUUCAGUCCUUAGUUGAGCGCUGUAUUAAAGACGCAGCAGUCAUUUUAGUGACCGUAUCGCACGUCCUCCUUAUUUUAAAUCUUAACAAUUGUCUGGAAAUAAACUGGAAAUAAACCAAAGUUCUCUGGGAAUUUUUUCUGGAACAAGUUUGUGAUUGAUACAUACACAUUUUUAAAAGGAAAUAUUUGUUGAUGGAUGAUAAUUGUACGGAGUGAAAGGAAGGUAUACAUGGAUAAGUAGAAGGAAGUGAUAAUCCGCUCACAUCACAACAUGGCUGAAGAUCCCUCAGCCACAGAGGCUAGCAGGGCCCCCCAAAAGAUCAAAGUUACCGCCGUGGGCGACAGUGGCGUCGGCAAAACCUGUAUGUUGAUGACGUUUGCCAACAAAGAAUUUCCGUCCGACGGGAGGAUACCAUCUCUUUACGAAAGUGGUACUAUAAAAGCUGGUAGGAGUGACGCCUACGAAGUUCCGGUGACCAUUGAGGUCUGUGAUAGCACUUAUACUCUAGGAUUGACCGACACUAUAGGCGAGGAUGAGUACCGGAAAUUGAGAGAGUUAUUCACUAGUGGAACAGAUGUGUUUCUCGUGUGUUUCAGUGUAAUAGAACCGGAAACACUGGAAAAUGUCAAACGGAACUGGCUUACAGAAAUACGGAUAUUGUCUCCCAAGGCUUCUUAUAUUUUAGUAGGAACAAAAACAGACAUGAGAAACAAUUCAGACGUUAUAAAUCAGCUGAAGGAGAAAAAUAAACGACCAAUUUCAUUACAGGAUGGCAUCAAAUUCGCCAAUGCUAAUGGCGCAAAAACCUACGUAGAAUGUUCGGCAAUGAAUAAAGCUGGACUGGAAAACGUUUUCGAACAAUGUGUAAUGGCGGCCACCAAUAGACAACCUAUCAAAUUAAAAGACAAAAAUAAAGACAAACAGAAUCAACCAUGUGCAAUCUCAUAACAUAUCGAAGUUUCUUUUGCAGUAGACUGUUUUCUAGAAUUCUUGUUUGUCCGUGUUCGGUCGAUAUUCUCGCUGUCACUGAAUUCGGAGGAUAAUUCUCAGCAGCCAGUCCUCAAGAAAUUAAAAAAGAAAAUAUUUAAAGAGUUAUAUUAAAUGAUAACAGAUAACUGUGGAUUUAUCCAUAGAUUCAGUUUUAGAGAAAACCACCCGGCCUCAAGAACAUAUCACAUCCUUAAAACUAACUGCAUUAAGAAAUCCACAUUGCUUUGUCAUAUUCAUGUCUUAUUUUUCUUAUAUUUAGAUUUCUUAAGGUGUAUAGAUUAUGUUCUCCAGUUUUCAUUUCUUUGUAAUAUAUAUAAGUAUGAAUUUUAAUGCAGUCAGAUAUUCUAUAUAAUAGUAACUACUAGAA